GACUGAGUCGCCCGCUGCAGGAAGAGGAACCUACAGCUUGCACCAGUUCCUAGUGCCCUUUCAGUCGCCCGAAACACAUGAGACGCUUCCAGGAAUGGAAACAAUCGAAAUUGGCCUCAAACUGGUAGAUGGUAGAGCCCUUGUGAUGGACAAUGGUUAUAUCGUCUUCAAUCGCGUUGGCAUACCGUGCGCCAAUCUUGCCCGUUUUCAGCACAUAGACCACGAUGGACGAUACAAGCUACGAAAUGCGGAAGCAAAGGUCCUAACGAGAGGAAUCACGAUGCUCGUACGCGUUGGACCCAUCGAAAUCGCGGCGCAUUUUCUCUCCCACGGCGUGCUGAUCGCCAUCCGCUAUGCCGUAGUCAGGAGAUAAUGGUCGGCGCGUACAUCCUCCAACGGACUGAAGCUGCAGAUCAUCGAGUACCCACAUGUCCAGCAGCGUCUCUUCAAUGCACUUGCAUCGUCCUACGUUCUUUCCUUCACCGGCCGCCGCCUGCGCAAAAUCUAC
Tilletiaria anomala UBC 951 is the source of this 508-nucleotide messenger RNA. RefSeq lists its product as uncharacterized. Gene Ontology annotation, biological process: fatty acid beta-oxidation using acyl-CoA oxidase; lipid homeostasis. Gene Ontology annotation, molecular function: fatty acid binding; FAD binding; acyl-CoA oxidase activity. The transcript has a single exon. Bases 95 to 373 code for a protein of 92 amino acids. Gene Ontology annotation, cellular component: peroxisome. NCBI's taxonomy places the organism in Eukaryota, Fungi, Basidiomycota, Exobasidiomycetes, Georgefischeriales, Tilletiariaceae. The record is from RefSeq and is a predicted model, not a curated record.